UCAAAAAUCUGUGACAUUUAUCUGCAAUACCAACGUAGAAGUGACGGAUUUCCGAAUAUUUAUCCCGCUCUGAUAUGGCAGAAGGAAAUCCUGCUUUCUGGAAGACUUUUGAACAUUCAGUCAGUUUCUUGAGACGUCAUUUAUCAGUGCCAAGCCAUGUUGACGAUCCUUAAUAGGUCCUUGCCGUUCCAAAUGUGGAUAAAUCCUGUCCUAGAAUCCCAUCUAAUAAUUUUCCCACCACCAAUGUAAGGCUGACUGACCUGUACUUUGCCGAUUUCUCCCUGCUACCCUUCUCAACUAAAGGCUCAAAAUUAGCUAUCCCACUAUAAAAUCCUACCACAAUGUAUUUGUUCAAAAAGAUGAACAAAUGUAGCCAAGCUGUGUGAAGAAAAAUGAUUGCAUCCCCUUGGUGAUGGGAGGAAUGUAGGAAUAUAAUUCCAGAUUUACAAACAAAUGUGAAUGGAAUUGGUGUGUCUGUGUAAACCAGGACAAGGUUACAAAGGGACAUCUUUCUAGGUUAAGUCAAACUUAAUUGAAAUGCAACCGAGGGAGGUUCCAUGCUUAAUGUUGUAGACUUGUGGAAAUCUGCCCACCUAGUUAGAUGAAUCUGAUCGAGGUUGGCAUGGCUACCUAGUCAAUUGAAUGCAGACAGGACUGGCACAGCUAUUCAUUCCAUUGAAUGAAGUACUAAAUUGGCAUGGCUACAUAGUAAAUUGAAUAGGGACUGGGCUGCCGUGCCUGCCACCUGGUAUAAAUGAAUAGGGAGUGAGUGAAGCUGCCUGUCAUCUACUACAGAAAGUGUGUCUUCCACAACAGUGCGGUAUUCAAUUGUGGCAUUGAAACGAUAACUUCCUGGGCACACACAGCGGCGUGAUUGGCACUUAGUUAAGGAGGAAAUUAACUUUUGUGAAGGGCUCCUACAUAUUUUCAAUGCCGUUUGAUUCGAAUGAUUUUUGUUACAAUCUCAAUUUGGUGAAAGGUACAUUGUGGCAUUGUGUCGCGGCGGUCUCAUUACUCAACAGCUAAUCCUUAUCAGGCAAAGUUCACACGAGAGCAGAGUUUGCAAUCCUGUCUCUGACCGAAACUAUCUCAAACUUUCCAGAUUAGUCCAAUCAAAAAACAAUUCAACCCUUGGGAAUAUGUUCUGAUCCGAAGAUCGGGAAGUUUAUAACCAAACUAGCAGACCACUUCCUCUGACAGACAGGAGAAACAAAUUUAAAAAAUGCUAACAUUUGCAAAUAGUAGUAAUUUUCUCAGCGAAAGCCUCUGCGAAUCGUGAUUUACUGCAGGAGGGCUCAAAAUAUGCAAACGCAGUUGUUUUCCCCCAGUCCUGUUGUUGAUUUCAUUAAGGAAGCAAAGAUGGAAUGUAUUACUGGGGCGAGUGUGCAGCCUUCUCUACGCUGAUCCCAAACCAAUUUAAACCUUGCGGGGAUAGGACUCGCACCACUUGGAUACUUCUUGCUGAGAGACGCUCGUUUCCUGGAUGUUGUUUUGCUCUGGUGGGGAGGCAAAGGGGAUAGAUAGACACCGCCUGACACUGGAGGAAGCGCUGCUAUGGUUUCUGAACUGCAGAUGUGAAUACAGCAGUGCACAAAUCCGGCACCGUGCAAGAGAGGCAGAGAGAACGGAGAACGGGGGUGACAACUGCCCAGCCAGACGGUUCACCCACCCCCGCCCCCCAGAGGAAGGGAAACGACUCGCCCCCCAAAUCUGUGACAUUUAUCUGCAAUAGCAGCGGCGGAUUUCCGAACAUCUGUCCCGCUUUGAUAUGGCAGAAGGAAAUCCUGCUUUCUGGAAGACUUUUGAAAGUUAAUCCCGGGUCUUUAUAGAUCAUAUACAUACAUAGAAGGGACUCCUUCCGAAGCAACCUUUAUCCGCUGUGUUUUUUUUUAAAGAAAGGACUCCCACCCUCGCUCUCAUCUCCAGUGCACGCUGGUAUCUGGGAGGCGAGCGUCUCCGUGUGAGUGAGUGAGUGAGUCGGGCUACCGCGGGGAGUGUGUUGCCUCUCUUGUCACAGCGAGCAGCGGGCAACGACAGCGGUCCCUCUCUGUACUGACUGAUGCUGAAACAUGGAAAGUGUCAACUCCUCGCUUUGUGCAGCGCUGCUGCUGUUGCUUGUCCAGCUGGUUACUCAUUGCCCCGGGGCUGCCGAGAGACAGAAGAAACGGCAACAUUGCAACGAGCAGCUAGAGUUGCUGUUGGCCACAGCUUGUACCUCCUGUGCGAUAAGCCAAAAUCUCUUCUGCCCUCGUGGCUUCCAGAAGGUUGGACAAGGCAUCGGGAUUCAAGACUGCAGUUUUACUGUGGACAUGGGUGGAGAGCAGCAAAUUACACAAGUCGGUUGCAGACAUAUGUGUAAGAAGAACGUCACUGUAUCCAAGUGUUGCAAAGGAUACUGGAGCCAGGAUUGCCUAGAAUGCCCUGGUGGAUUUGUAAAUCCUUGCAAUGGUCAUGGCCCAUGUUCAGAUGGAAUAACAGGGAACGGAAGAUGUAUUUGUGAUCCCAAGUACAAAGGAAUGGCUUGUGAGGAGUGUGCGGAUGAGAAAGCGUAUGGCCCCAACUGCGUUGUGGGAUGCAAAUGUGUUCAUGGAAUCUGCAACAAUGGGAUUACUGGAGAUGGAAGCUGCAUUUGUUUUUCUGGUUACACCGGGCCACAAUGUGAACAAGAGAUGCCUGCUUGCAAGACCCUUCAAUGUGGAAACAGCACUCAGUGCAUCGUGGAAAAUGCAGGGAAGCCAACCUGUGCAUGUCUGCCUGGUUUCCAAGACUUUGGACGAGCCUGUGUGGCAUUAAAUCCAUGUACUACGAACAUCUGUGCGGAGAAUGCAGAUUGCGAAUACUUUGGUGAAGGCAAAUAUCAAUGUAUUUGUCAUCCUGGUUACCAUGGAAAUGAAAAGCUGUGUUUGCCGAUCAACCCUUGCAGCACCGAUAAUGGUGGCUGUCCUGAACGUUCCACCACUUGCAAGUAUGAGGGGCCAGGACAGUCGUCUUGCAAGUGCAAAGAUGGAUUCAUCGGCAAUGUUCCUUCUGAAGGCUGCACCCUGAAAGAAGUUUGUAAGCCAUCUCUCUGCAAUAAGUCAGCAAAGUGCGUAACAGUAUCACCCGGAAACUUUGAGUGUGCUUGUAAACCAGGUCAGAUUGGAGAUGGGCGCAAGUGCAUCGGCCCUAUCAGGGAGGUGAUCGAGAAGCUACUCACACACCAGUUUACUACUGCACCAAUUACGAUGUUCGAUAAUGGAUGCUUGUUGACACUGAGUAAAUUGGGGCCUUUUACCGUUUUUCUUCCCCUUAUCAAUAAUCUAAAAGCACCCACGGUAGAAGAAAUGGAGAGGUUUUCAUGCAAACAACAUGUUGUCUCGGGUAUUCUGCUGCUUAAGGAUUUAAUAAACAUGAAGACAUUUGAAACAUUGGCUGGCGAUACAGUUGAUGCAACUGAAAGUGGAACGCUGCGACUUCAAAACCAAACAUACACCUUGGUGAGAGGAGACAUAGUUGCAUCCAAUGGCAUCAUUCAUAUCAUUGACCACUUUCUAGCUGGAAGUUCUGAAUAUCUCGGGAAUCCACAGAAAACCAUUGCCGAGAUCUUUGCCAGUGAAGAACUGUUUAGUAGAUUUGAAACUAUCCUUGAGAAUUGUGAUCUUCCUCUAAUACUGGAUGGCCCUGGUCCUUACACUGUAUUUGCUCCAAGCAAUGAGGCAGUGGACACGCUCCGGGAUGGAACUUUAUUCUAUAUGUUUGGUGAGGGCCGGCCAAAACUUCAAGAGCUAGUGAAACAUCAUAUCUUUUCAUCAGGCAAUCUGCCAGUUGAUAGGUUGUCAACCAUGUCUCGAAUUAUGACAAAAGCCAACCAGAUAAUAUCCAUUAAUGUCACAGCCAAUGGUCGGAUUUUGUUGGGGGAUACAGGGGUCCCUGUACAUAAAAGGGAUAUUGUUGCUUCCAAUGGCAUCAUUCACACCUUGGAUGGCAUCCUUAUUCCUUCGUCAAUAAUCCCCAUCUUGCCGAAAAGAUGUGAUGAAAUCCAGCAUCGUAUCAUAACGGCCCCCUGUGGACAUUGCUCUUUGGUGCAGAAUGGUCGCUGCCCGGGUGGAAGCACACCAAUGGAAUCGCACGAAGAUUGUUUUUAUCACACUUCAAUAGGAGAGAUUACCUUUAGCAGCAGCUCUGGCUGUGCAAGGCACUGUAACCUAACUCUUGUUGUACGGAAAUGCUGUAAAGGGUUCUACGGACCAGAUUGCAAAGCCUGCCUGGGAGGUUUUCAACAUCCAUGUUAUGGACAUGGAGAAUGCUCUGAUGGAAUAGAAGGAGAUGGUACAUGCAAAUGCUAUUCAAACUUUAAGGGAAUUGCCUGUCACAUUUGUUCUGAACACAAUAAACACGGCCAAAACUGCACCAUAGACUGCCCUUGCUUGCACGGCAUUUGUGAUAACAGACCUGAAAACUCUGGCAUUUGCCAGCCUGGCACGUGCAUGGAGGGAUUCACAGGCACAUUCUGUGACCAGAAGACCGAGCCGUGUGGCCCAUAUAGUUUAUCUCAGUAUUGUCAUGCAUUUGCCGUGUGUGAAUACCACAAUGAUACAGCCAGAUGCCGAUGUAAGGAUGGAUAUAAAGGUGAUGGAAUUUCCUGUCAAGUUGAGGAUCUUUGUAAAACUCCUAAUCGUGGAGGAUGUGCUGAGAAUGCAGAAUGUUUUAAUCUAGGUCCUGGGAAUGUGACCUGCCUAUGUAACACUGGAUGGACUGGCGAUGGGCGAGACUGCAUUGAAAUAAAUGAAUGCUUAUUGAGCUCACGAGGAGGAUGUGACGAAAAUGCUGACUGUCAAUAUAUUGGUCCCGGACAGAGUCAUUGUGUGUGCAAGAGGGGAUUUGCUGGUGACGGCAUGAUAUGCUCGAUAAUUGAUCCAUGCGUAGAAGAGAAUGGUGGAUGCCACGUAUUGGCUGAAUGUGAACCCACUAAGAAUGGGAACCGGAAAUGUACCUGCCUUCAAGGCUAUGCUGGAGAUGGGAUGAUGUGCUUUGGGGAUAUAUUAACAGAGUUGGCAUCAAGUGCGCACUUUUCAACUUUCAAUAACUGGCUCCAGAAAUCCGGGGACAAUGUGGAGAUCCCGGCAGGAGCUAACGUCACAGUUCUCGUACCUUCAGAAGCAGCCAUAGAAGACAUGGAUAAGGCUGCACUAGAAAACUGGGAACAACAGGAGUAUCUACCAAUGAUAGUCAAGUCACAUUUUAUUAUGGGUGGACAUACCGUCGAGGACUUAAAAGAAUAUGAAGGACAUAACUUAUCAACUAUGAAUAUAUUUAUCAGGUUACCAAUCAAGAAUGAGAAUGGGAGUCUAACCAUUCGUGGGGCAAGAAUUGUAACGCCUGAUAUCGUAGCAGUGAACGGCUACAUCCACAUAAUUGACCAGAUUUUGAUCCCUCCGUUGGAAGAUUUGCCACAACUUCCACCUGGAUUGCUGGAGCUUCUAGAACAAUUACCUCAGUAUUCCUAUUUCAAGCAGUUAUUGCAGCAAUACCAUCUAAUUCAUCAGCUGGAAUCCUCCAAACAGUACACCAUAUUAAUACCAGAAGAUGCAGUACUUGAAGAAUACUACGGAGCAGAGAAUAUUGAACAGUUGGUGAAGUAUCAUAUUAUUCCUGGGGAAAAGCUCCUGCCUGAUAAAAUCAAGGAUGGAAUUCAUAAAGGAACAAUGCUGGGAUCGUUGUAUCAAGUAAUAUUCUACAGGAGGAAAGGUCAGAUUUUUGUAAAUGACGUACCAUUAAAUGAUUUUCACAAUGUGACAAGAAAUGGAAUAUUGCUGGGGACAACGCACGUCCUCCAAUUACAGAAGAAUAGAUGUGAUACAAAUGAGAGUUUAAUUGUAGAGGGAACUUGCGGCAGCUGUGAUGUUGAGCCCAUCUGCCCUGAAGGGACAGCUCCUAUUAAACUUCAAGGCCAAGUCAGAACACCAAACUGCAAUUAUAAACAAUUUAGAAAUGGGAGAAAUGUGGAAUACGCUGGCUGCAGACCUAACUGUACACAAGUCAUUAUUACUUUAGAUUGUUGUGUGGGAUACUUUGGAGCACGGUGCCAGAUGUGCCCUGGCAUGCCACGUGCUCUGUGCUCCAAUUAUGGCAUCUGUCAGGAUGGUAUUAAUGGAACCGGAGAGUGUCUGUGUCACGAAGGAUUUCAAGGCACUGCCUGUGAAUCUUGUGAAGCUGGAAGAUACGGAACAAACUGCACACUUGAAUGCUUGUGCGCAAAUGGGAACUGCAAUGAUGGGUUAGAUGGCGAUGGAAGCUGUUACUGUUACAAAGGAUGGGAAAGUAUAAACUGUGAUAAAGAAAUUGUAACAGAUCACUGCAAUGGAACAUGUCAUCCCAGUGCCAAUUGCAUUCUAGGGUCACCUGGUUCUCUGCCCUCUUGCUUGUGCUCUGCUGGUUACACAGGAAAUGGAUCUUAUUGCUCAGAAAUCAAUCCUUGUGUGAUGAAUAACGGCGGCUGCUCGGACCAUUCCAACUGCACCAAUGUUUCCACUGGAGAGAGAACAUGUACAUGCUGGGACGGUUAUGUUGGGGAUGGGCUCGUCUGUUUAGAGAUCGAUGGGUGUGUAGAACAAAAUGGAGGUUGUCAUGAAAAUGCAGAAUGCACCAAAACUGGACCAAAUCUGGUCGCAUGCAACUGUCUCCCAGGUUACAACGGUGAUGGUCGGAAAUCCUGUCAGCCCGACAACCCUUGCAAGAAGAAUAAUGGAGGCUGCGGUUCAUUUGCCCGCUGCAAAAGAAAAGGACCUGGUACUCGAACAUGCAGCUGUUAUCAGGGCUACAAAAUGAUAGGACACAUAUGCAGAGGUGUUAUCUUUCAGGUACUAUUCAAUAAUUCUAUGUGCGUAUAUAUGAGAUUCUCUUCAGAAAUGUAUGUUGUUAAAUCAUUCCUUAUCUUACGUUAUCCCGACUGCCCACUCCCCCCUUCCCUCUACCUUUCCCCUGCUUCCUUAAUCUUAAUAAGAUUUUGCCAAAUCUUGCAGUUUAGCAAAAGAAAUGAUGGAGGUUUGCUGCUCCUGAUCAUUGCCACACAGGGCUGUCCCCUCCCAUCCCUGCCCGGGCCAAGCCUGCUCUCAGGCCUCUCAGCACUGGGCAUCAAUCAGAUUCAAGUGUCAGCAGUGACAGCAUUUAACAAGAACAUUGGGAUUUUCCUGCUGUCCAGGCCAACUUUCCAUAUCCGCCUGCUGCCGUCAAAAGACAUGGCCUGUAACUUCAUCUCAGGCCUGGUGAUUGGUGUACUUGAAUAUCUCUUCGGUUCAAAAGGGCCGUUCACUGUGUUUGUGCCAAAACACAGCGCACUUUCUCAAACCACGAUAGAAAAAUGGGAAUCGAGUGGUUUGAUAAAAGACCUACUUCGGUAUCACAUAGUCGGCUGUGGAGAACUGUCAGAAACUGAACUAAAGGAGCAGACUGCCCUCGUUGCCUUAUCUGGGAACACCAUUCAAAUCUCCUCAAAAGAGAAUGUAAUUUAUUUGAAUGGCGAUGCCCAAAUUAUCACAACAAAUUACAUCACAGCAAAUGGGAUUAUCCAUUACAUCAACAAAGUUUUGGUUCCAUUCAAAUUGAAGCCUAACAUGCAAAUAUCCACAUCAUCUCAGUCUAGUCUCACCACUGUUGCAAGUGAAAAUGGAUACAAAAUAUUUAGUAAUUUGAUUAAGGAAACAAAUCUUCUCCCUCUAAUAGAAGACCCAAUUCACAAACCAUUCACUAUGAUGUGGCCAACAGAUGAAGCAUUUAAUUCUCUUCCGAAAGAGAGGAAGGAUUGGCUUUUUAAUAAAAAGAACAGACACAAUCUUGUGGCAUACUUAAAAUUCCACAUGAUCAGAGAUUCAAAGACGUUAGCCGCAGACCUUCCGCUCAAUAAUGCCAAGAGGACAAUGCAAGGAUCAGUGGUUUUAGUCAGUUGCAGCCGUACCAUGAUUGGGGAUUUGAUUGUGAAUGAUGGAAGCGCGCAGAUUGUUCAACGGCAUCUGGAAUUUGAUGGGGGAAUUGCGUAUGGCAUCAACAGCCUCUUGGAGCCUCCACGUGUAGGAUCUCAGUGCGACGCACUUACAAUGGAUCCUGCCAUCGGUAAAUGUGGUAGCUGUUUGAAGCCUCCUUUCUGUCCGCCUGGAUCAAAACCUCAGGAUGGUGCCGAAUACCAACAUUGCUUCUAUGCUAAAUUAACCAUGGCUCAGAUUGUGACUCAUAUUCUCAGCCUCCGCAAGAGGCAAGGAGUCCCACCACUUUCCUUUGGCUCCAGAGUAAAUCCAUGGCGCUCUCCCAGUCCUCAUGUCCACGUGCAUGGUUGUAGCAGGCAAUGUGUUAAUCCUGUAUGGAUUCCCCGAUGUUGUAAGAAUCAUUACGGCCCUCAAUGUCAAGAAUGUCCUGGGGGCAUAGAGAACCCUUGUAGCUUCCAUGGAAAGUGCAAUGAAGGAAAGCAUGGAAAUGGAACAUGCGAUUGCUCACUAGGGUUCAGGGGAACAGCCUGCGAACUGUGUGGAGAAGGAAGAUAUGGAUCAGACUGCAAAAAAUGCAACUGCUCAGUAAAUGGGAUAUGUGAUGAUGGAAUUGCUGGUGAAGGAACCUGUUUCUGUAAAGGAGGCUGGACUGGAAAAUACUGUGAAUCACAAUCUGAUACAGUCCCUGUUUGUUACCCGAAGUGUGAUAGCAAUGCUGUUUGCCGAAGAGACAACAAUUGUGAGUGUAAACUCUACUAUGAAGGGGAUGGACGACAAUGCACAGUGGCUAACCGCUGCGAGGACUCUAAUGGAGGUUGCCAUCGUCAUGCCGAGUGCAUUCAAGUAGGAGUUAAGGUCACCUGUACGUGUCACCCGGACUAUGAAGGAGAUGGCAACGUCUGCACGGCCAAGGACAAGUGUCUCGAUGGCAGAAAUGGCGGGUGCCAUGAGCAUGCAAUAUGUUUCUUCAUUGGUCCGGGUAAACGAAGAUGCGAAUGCAAAGAAGGAUUCCGAGGAGAUGGUAUCCAGUGUCUGUUUAACGUCAAGCCUCCCAUCGACCGCUGCCUUGAAAUGGAUGAUCAAUGUAAUCUCAAUGCCUUCUGUAAAGACCUUCACUUCCAAGAUAAAACAGCUGGAGUCUUCCAUUUGCAGUCACCCAAUGGGAAGUACAAGUUCACCUAUGACGAUGCAGUUGAUGCCUGCAAUGCAGAGGGUGCAACACUGGCAAGUUUUGACCAACUUGCAACUGCGCAACAGUUUGGCUAUCACCUGUGUGUAAUCGGAUGGAUGGCUGAGAUGAAGGCAGGGUAUCCCAUAACCCACAUUAACCCUAGCUGUGGUUAUGGCAACAUUGGGGUCUUUGAUUAUGGCGUGAGGGCGAAUGUGAGUGAGCAGUGGGAUGCUUACUGCUUUAGGAUGCAAGACAUUCAAUGUAUAUGUAAGGAAGGCUUUGUUGGUGACGGCUAUUUCUGCAAUGGGAACCUAAUGAACGUCAUCUCGAGUCACUCCAAUUUUUCCAUCUUUUACACUAUGUUGUUGGACUACGGCCAAGCGACUGAAAAGGGAAAGGAGUUGCUCGAGUUCCUGUCAGACGAGACAACAAAUGAAAUGUUAUUCAUUCCUUUAGACUCGAGUCUGGGAGAAAGUGAGGCCUUAACGUGGAGUGAUCUUGAAAACCAUGUCACCAGGAACAGUACCUUCCUUUUCUACGAUGAGUUGAGUAACAAUACACUUGUUCCAUCCAGAUUAGGAUAUGAUCUUCACAUUGGAGUAUCACCUGUAAAUAACACUGUCCUUGAGGACUCAAAGUUGGUGAAUGGCAUUCUUAUUUUGAAAUGGGAUAUCAUUGCCACCAAUGGAAUUAUCCACGCCAUAACAGGACCUCUAACAGUUCCAAGUCCGCUUGCAGCAUCGUCAAAAUCGUCUCACAUUGCCCUUGGCGCAGUGCUCGGUCUGCUCUGUUUGAUUGGUGUUGUUGUCGCUGGCCUUAUGGCUUGGUUUCGUCGCAGGAACGAGGGGUUCCGCUUUCAAUACUUCAAGGCCGAUGAUGACGAUAAUGUGGGCCUUAAACCAGAGGGCAACCCUGCUUUGGUCUCAGUACCAAACCCACUGUAUGGUGCAUAUGGGUCAGCUUCAGAUAAUACGGCUGAGCCUUUUGAGGACGAUGAUGAAUAUGAAUCAUAUUCAUAUACGCAGAAGAUUCUACACGACUGAAGUUGGACCUCACUGCUUUUUACUCUCAGCUCAAUAAAUGCGGCGGCUUUGCAAGGAUGCUACAGGUGGGGAAACCAUAAGCUCCAAAUAAAUGGAACGCUUUGAGGAGGAGCUUGGGAGCUGUCAUGGGGCAGUUGAACAAAUCGUUGAUCCAGGUGUGCGAACCCUUUGCCAGACACACCAAGCCCCUGUGCAUGACAGACUCACCACACUCCAUGGGUUUAUGCAGUAGUCAGGAGACUCUAGAAAGAUUGAAAAUUUAUUUUUACAUUUUGUACUAAUGGUUAAAAGUAACACUGUUUACAUGUUCCGACGUGCCAAAAGGACAUUGCCAUCUUCACUACUUGUUUGUUUCACGUUGUUCAAAGUAAUCACGAGACGAUUGGAUUUUCAUUUCCUUUUGACAUUUUAAAAGUGCGUUGAAGACGACAUUAACUGCAAACAAUAGUGGAACUGCUCAGCCGGUCUGGCACAAAAUAAAGUCUAAAGCUACAACGGAAUCAAGUAGAGAUCCUUUCAAACCCUCAGGUGGAGGGGGGAUAUUUACCAAAAUACGUCUCUCUAUUUCUGCUUGCCAAACUUAGUGCCCACUUUGUAAUUCAAGGUUUUGUUUCAGAUCUAUAACUGCAGUGUGCCUUUAUCCUACUAAUAAAUGCCUAUUGUAAAUUCCUGUUCUUCAGCCUACUUUUGAAUCCUGUACUUCAAAAGUUGGAAUGUAUGUUUAAAUGGAGUUGGACAGGCUACAUGGUGAGCAGGUGGAGAGAAUCAUUUGUAUUGAUCUAGGAGCAAGAAGCUCAUUCUUGCUCCUUGAUGUGCACUAGAUGGGAAAAGGCUGUUGACAUCAGGUUUUACUGGGCUCCAUCACCACCACUCCAACACACACACACACACACACACACAACAGGGGUCCUUUUGUAUAUCAUGUUUAUACUGGAUCAAGUGAAAUGAAAAUAAAUGAAUUUUUAUUAAUAUUUAA
Leucoraja erinaceus (little skate) is the source of this 11148-nucleotide messenger RNA. RefSeq names its product stabilin 1 (gene stab1). NCBI's taxonomy places the organism in Eukaryota, Metazoa, Chordata, Chondrichthyes, Rajiformes, Rajidae. The transcript has 69 exons. The record is from RefSeq and is a predicted model, not a curated record. Gene Ontology annotation, biological process: cell adhesion. Bases 2070 to 10172 code for a protein of 2700 amino acids. Gene Ontology annotation, molecular function: hyaluronic acid binding; calcium ion binding.